Messenger RNA from Drosophila arizonae, 11333 nucleotides. It is a transcript of the gene PsGEF, whose product is annotated as Protostome-specific GEF. Gene Ontology annotation, cellular component: nucleus; plasma membrane. The record is from RefSeq and is a predicted model, not a curated record. Gene Ontology annotation, molecular function: protein binding; guanyl-nucleotide exchange factor activity. Lineage: Eukaryota; Metazoa; Arthropoda; Insecta; Diptera; Drosophilidae.
AUGCCCACCAUGACACGCAUGCAUCGGCACUCCAGCUCGAGCGGCGUCGAGGAGACGCGCGGCCGGCGUCGCAAUGCCAGCGGCGAUGCGAACAAGGAGAACUUUGGGGUCCACUUCAUGAGCAGCCCCUUCGGCAACAGCAGCCUGAUUGCACUGCAGGAUCUGAGCAACGUGCAUGCCAAGAGUCCGCAGCGGCGCAGCUUCAGCGAGGGCAGCGGACCGCGUCAGGCCACGCCGCAGUUGGCAGCGCUGCGCUGCCUGCCACGCCUGGGCGGCGCUGUUGGCGCUGCGGGGGGCGGCCUGGAGGACUCGCAGUUGUCGUCCUCGCGCAUGGGCGACACCACGCUCGAUCGCAUGCUGGACGCCAUUAUAGAGUCGGCGCGCAAGGAGGUGCGCUGCAAGCAUCAAACUGCAUCAGCGUCGACGGCGGCGACGUUGGCAGCGACGCCUGGCGAUGGCGAGUGGAGCGAGAGCAGCGUCCACGAGAUGGAGGUGCGCACGCCCACGCAUCUGAAGCGGCAGCGCGUGGUGCGCCGCAAGAAUCAACAAAAGCAAGCCGCAGUCGCUGCCGCUGCCGCUGCCACUGCCUCGACCGCAGUCGGGAGGCAAAAGAAUCUGGGCCUGAGCAAGCAGCCCAGCCUGGAGCACAUACCUAGCAUCAAGCGUUGCCUGAGCUUCUCCUCUUCGAGCUCCGCAUCCAGCGACUUGGAGGAUGAGGAGCACUUUGCUAAGCGUGGCUCCAUGGCCUCCUGCGUCUCGGGUGCCUCCUCCAACUCCAACUCCAACUCCGCCUCCCAUUCCAAUGCGACGAGCAGCGGCGAGUUUCAUCCACGUGGCAGCAUCGACUUGAGCAUCGCUUACGAUGCCCAUCAACAGCAAUUAAAUGUACAUGUUAUACGCUGUCGCGAUCUGCAGCGAUUGCACGGCGCUGGCAGCAUUAAUGCAUACGUCAAGGUGGCCUUACUCUCCGGCGUUGCAAGCAGCAGCAGCAGCAGCGAAAAUUCGAGCUCCAACUCGAACUCGAACUCGAGUCGAUACCAGCGCACGGCCGUCCAUCGGCACUCGAGUCGUCCGUACUUUGAUGAGCGCUUUAGCUACCAAGCAUCAGCAUCAGCAUCAACAACAGCAGCAGCGCUGCAGCUGGCCGUUUGGCAUCGGGAUCGGCAUUUGAAACGCAGUGAGUUCCUCGGCUGCCUCACAUUUCCACUGAGCGCUUUAGUGCAGCAGAGCCUCGGCGCAACUGGAUCCUACAAGCUACACUCGCAGGGAUGCCUUCAUAGCUGCCGCAGCACGAGCAGCAGUAGCAGCAGCAGACCGCACGUCCCAGUCCACGCAACGCCCACAAGCCGUACCGAGGGGAAGCCAAUCGAGAGGAAGCAGAGGGAGAGGGAGAGGGAGCAGGUGAAGGAGCAGCUUACAGCGACUGAUAACGCUAGACCCGCAGCGGUUGAGAUGUCCACGAUGGCGGCUACAGUGAAACCGAAUGCCACAGCCACAGCCACAGCCACAGCCCCCAGCACAGCCACAGCCACGAGCACAGCCGUGCUGAGCGAUGAUGUCAUCAGCAUCAGCAUCGAUAGCAUGGCUGCCGCCGUCGGUCCGCUGGGCAAUGACAAGGAGGACGCGCUGCAGCAGCCGACGAUGGUGCUCAGCAAGAAGGCGCUGCACCAGCGCGAUGCCGAUGAGAAUCUGUUCUUGCGCUUCCUCGAGCUGGACCCGCCCGCCGAUGGCAAUGCGAACAGCACCACGGCCAACACCGGCAACACGGGCAGCACGUCGGCCGGCACACUCAAUGCGAACGCCAUGUCCAAUGCGAACGCGAAUGCCAACAAUGCGAAUGCCAGCAAUGCGAAUCAUCUCAACGGCGGCAACGGCACACGGCGCUGCUCGACGCUGCCGGGCAACAGCGGCGGUGGCGGCCGUCAGCCGACGGGACGCACGCCGUUCACGAUGACCAAGCGGCUGACGCGGACGGAGGAGCGCGGAUUUGGCUUCUCCAUUGUGUGGACGCAUCCGCCGCGCGUCGAGAAGGUGGAGGCGGGCCUGUCAGCGGAUCGCUGCGGCAUCCUGCCGGGCGACUAUGUCAUCUUUGUGGACAAGCACAAUGUGGUUACGAUGCCCGAGGCUGAUGUUCUGAAUUUGAUACGAUCGCAGGGCUCGUCCUUAACGUUGGAGAUAUUCAGAAGGUCAGGCGCGGGCGCCAACAUGGCCACCAAUGCCACCAAUGCCACCACCAUUAGCACGGCAACACCGACAGCCCUAGCCACGGGCGCAGGCGCAGGCACAGGCACAGGCGCAGCCACGGGAACCAGCGUUGUGGCGCUGCAGCAGCGCACCGCCAGCGUUCGCCCCCAGCUGCUGGGCAACACCCUGUCGAGGCCGGCCACCGCCUGCUCCGGCACUACCUCCUCCAUUGAGGCGGCCAAGCGGCGGCUCCACCUGCCCCAGGUCACGUUCAGCAAGGAGUCCAUUGUGCCCAUAACGGAUAACCGUCGACGCUUUCUGCUGCAGCUCAUCAGUCGGGAGCAGAACUUUACGGCGGCACUCCACUUCGGACUGCAGCGUUUUGUGCAGCCACUGCAGGAGCGGAAGGACCUAAUAUCGCCGAACGAUCAUAGGACCUUGUUUCAGAACAUUGAUGAGCUGCUGCGCAUUGCCGAGGACAUACUGGAGCAGCUCUGCAGCAACGAGCAGGAGCAGGAGCCGCACAUGAACUUUGCCUCGCGGGUCUAUCUGUCGAAGACGACGGCGAUUUGCGCCGCCUACAAGAAGUACUGCAAUGGCAUCAAGCGGGCCGACUGCGUCCUGGUGAACAAGUCCCGUCAGACGGGCUCCGAGUUUGUAGCCUUUAUCACCGAGCCACCUGUGCCGCGCAGGCGGCCCGAUCUCACAAUGUUCAUCCAUCGACCGCUGCAGCACUUCAGGGAGAUUCUGAAGCUGAUGCAGCUGCUGGCCAGCAAUUGCCAUGUGGACACCGAGGAGCACAAGAACUUUACCACUGUGAUCGGUGAGCUGCAGGCCGCCUAUCGCGAGAUAACCGUCAGCAGCGGCCUGAUGGAGCCCCUGGGCGAGGGCCGACCGCUUCUGACCCUGCAGGACCUGGAGUCCCGCAUGGUGUUCACCAAGUGCAAGCCCUUUACGCUGGCCGUGCAGGGCCGUCAGUGGAUCUUCGGCGGAGAUCUGUCCCGCGUCGAGGGGCGCUCGAUAAAGCCCUACUGGACGCUGCUCUUCAGCGACAUCAUUGUGUUCGCCAAGGUCAGUCGAGAUCGCGUCCUGUUCAUCACCGAGGAGCCCAUACCCAUAGCCAACGUCGUCGACUCCUGCUUUCACAUGCGUAAGAAAACCACGGAAUUCCGCCUGACUGUCGAUCCUAACGGCCGUUUGGCCGAAAGCCCCACAGGAUAUUGUGCACCGGAUCUGAGUCGCACGCCCAAGCGGGGCGCCAGGCGGAAGAGCCUUAUCCUGCGUGCACCCUCGCUGGAGCUGAAGGCCGUCUGGCAGAAUCUUUUACAGCGUCAAAUCUUUCUGGUGAAUGCCGCAUUGGGGUCGACGCCUCUGUCCAGCCCGCUGGACUCGCCGGAUGUGCUGAACACGUUGGUGCCGUUAAGUGACAUUGGAAUGACGUCCGCAUCGAUGGGAUCGAUGAAACUGCCCUCGCUGGACAGCAUCAACCUGAAGCAGCAGCAGAAACAGCAGGUGCGUCUCUUUCGCAGCAAGCGCCUGGACAGCGCCGAUUCCUAUGAGAAUCUGCAGCGCUUGGCCAGUGCGCUGGUGCCGACGCCCCAUCCCAGCCACGUAUCGGGGGCAGCACCGAAUCACGCCCAUGCCCGCAUCACGGCCAGCACACAGACGGCCUCGCUGCCCUCCCGCACCAACUCGCCCGCCCGGCUGACGGGGGGCGUGCGUGCGCACACCAACAGCUGCGGCGGCUCCAUGCCCAAUGGCGUGGGCGGUGUUGUUGGCAUUGGCGGCGACAGCUGCUUGCGCCGGUUCAACACCAACAGCUCCUGUCUGAGCAGCAGCGUCAGCCUGACCGCCCACAUGCAGUCGCAGUCGCAGUCGCAAACGCAGUCGCUGCCAAGCGCCAGCGCGAGCAGUAAAUGCCUGACGGCUAUACCCGAAGCGAGCAGCGAACCGGCUGCCUCGUCUGCCGUGUCGGUGGCGACGCAUGCGCAGAAGCUGCUCGAGUUCAGUCUGAGCUCGGUGGGUCGCUCGUUCAUCGACGAGUCGACGCAUGUCGUUCAGCAGGUCUCCUCGCUGACCACGCCCGAUACGCCCACGCCCAACCUGUCGCCCAGCUCGCUGGUGUGCAACUCGGAUGCCUUCUCCAAUGACUUUGUGCCGCCGACAACGGCCGACGUGGCAGCGGUGGCCAAUAUACCGUUGGCCGAGUUCGGCGGCUCUUGGGAUUUGUUGGAGCUGGAUCUGCAGCUGAAUGAGGUGAAUCUGGAUCCGUGCUACGACACGGAUGUGGAGGAGUGCAUCUUUCUGGGCGAUGGUGUGGGUGCCGGCGCCGGCGGCGUCCGAGCUGGUGAUGGUAACAUCGGCCAAACGGAUCUUGACGAUGACAGCGACGAUGAUAGCGUCGUCGCUGUAGACGAUCCAUUUGGCAUGCUGCCCACCAAGCCAACGCCGCCGGAUUCCUUGGAUCUAAAGGGAUGCGAAUAUACGCAUACGUUCCACAUGGGAUCCGCUCGUGAUCCCCCUAUGUUCCUCACUCCAGAUAUGAUCGACCUAGACUCCACAUGGCAGCGCGGCCCCAGCCUUGGCCAUGGCCAUGUCGAGCAGAUCGAGCUGCUGAUUGACGAGAAGUGCCGCAUCCUGAAUAAGACGGGCACCCCGAGGUCGAGUGCCCUGCACCUGGCCAACUGGAUGAAGGGCCAGCUGGACAAGCAGCAGCAGCAGGCGCGACUGGCGGCCAUUGCCCGUUCCCAGGAGAACAUUAGCGCCGAGGACGAGCAGCUGAUCUUCAACAGCGACAGCGAGCAGGACGAGCGCAUCAUCUACUGGACACGCCAGCAGCUGGAGAAGCGCACCAAGGAGCUCAACCUGGCCAAGGAGCUCGGCGGCCUCUCCGCCAAGCCCAACUUCGGGGGCAAGCGCCUGAGCGGCGUCGACGAGCUGAGCAUGAGCCUGAGCGCCGCCUCGGACAUCUACUCGGAGGCGGAGGUGGUGACCAGCCAGAUCAGCCAAUCGCAUAGCACCACAUCUGACAGCCAGGUGAGUGAGAUCACCGUGCGCUCCAGUCCCAUUGUGCUCGACAAGCUGGCGGUGUGCCGUCACUGCCACAAGAACUGCCAGCAGAGCGGUGCCAGCGGCAGCGGGGGGCGUGGCUCGGCUGCAGCCGAGGCGGGUGGGGCAGGUGGCUCGUCGCUGCUGUGCAACUCGCUGAAGGUGCAGCACAGUCAAUCCUCGCCCAACCGCUGCUGCAAGCUGAACGGCACAGCUGCAGCUGCAACCGCUGGAGCAGCUGGGGUAGCCGGACAGGCAGCUGUGGCUGGCAGUGGAACGGGCACCGGCAGCGUGACCAGCAUCUCCAGCAGCACCAUCACCGGGGAGCUCUCCUCGAAGGUAGUCGCUAGCAGCAGUCGGCGCGAGACCGGCGACACGGAGAGCGAUGUGGCCCAACUAAUCACCGACGAACUGUCGCUGUCCCAAUCAGAGGCGACAGACGACAGCGUCAACGCCAUGCCCAACAGCAGCAGCAGCAGCGCCAAGCUACGAGCUCUAGAGACGGCGCAGCCACUGCCGAACGGUCACUGCUCUGCCUCAGUGAACGCCUCUGUCUCCGCCUCCGCCUCCGCGUCCGUCUCUGCCAAUGCCUCCGCCUCCGCCUCAGCAACGGGGUCGCCACAGCCGCCGCCCAGGCGCGCUCGAGUCGUGGCGCAGCUGUGCCAGGAGCCAGUGCGUCAGCAGGUGAAGGCCGUUGUGACCAUUACGGAAACGGCUCGCAUUAUGCGCAACACUGAACGCAGCUCCAGCACCAGCGCCGGCGCCGGCGCCAGCACUUGCCAUUGUCGCUGCACUCCGGAGGACUUUAGCCAGCUGGCGCCGGACAAGAUGGAGCACCAGACGUGCAAGCUGCUAGAGUCACCCAAGCAGAAGACGAGCUCAGUGCAGCUGCAACAACAACAACAUACACAGCAGCAGCAGAAGCAGCAGCAGCAGGAGGAUGAGCAGCUGUCGCUGAUGCUGAUCGGGCUGGCGCAGUUCGCGCCGACUGCCAAGCUGUGCGGCCAGGCAGAGGAGACGACCCCACCCACCAUAGCAGUGGUGCCGCCCACGCCGGACGCGGUGCUCACCAAGACUAGCACGCACGUGUGGGACAACAGCGGCGGUACGGCGGGCAUGGAUCAGGUGACGACCACGGCAAUCAAGCAGCCCCGCCAGGCGAUCAUUGAGAAUAUACCGGAGGACUCGUGCGACGAGUCGCCGCUGGAGGAGGAGCCGCCGUAUCGGCCCAUGAGCAGCGCGCUGCGGCGCUUCGGCACAAUGUCCAGCCUCGAGAAGCUGCCCUCCGACGAGCUGGACGACGACCUGGAGCCCUAUGCGCAGAACGGCCUCAACGAGGAGCUCGAGCACGAGGCCGACAACGAUGGCGACGACGACGACGAUGGCGACGAGGACGACGACGUGGAUGAUGCCACGGCCGACAAGGCGCUUGCCCAGAACCUGCAUGAGCUGACGGCCAACUGCUCCAGCGCAACUCUGACCAAUGGCGAUGUGCUGGCCAGUGGCGCGUGGACGAAUCGCGCCGGGGCCUUCGUCACCGACAAGAUGUCCUUCUUCGAGGAGUCGCGCGCCUUCAUUGACAAGUACCUGGGUCGCUGGAACGCCAACGAGCAGCAGCAGCAGGCCCAGCAGGGAGCCAAUCAGACGGCCUCCGAGACGGACGAGCAGAUGGACGAGUGCACCUCGGGCGCCACCAGUGGUGAGGAGGUCUGGGGCACGCCCACCAGUGGGGGCGACAACGACGAUAUGCAGCUGAUCAACUCGGAGAACACGCACUCGUCACCCACCAAGUCGAGCACCUCGCUGAACGACGACGACGAUACGGAGCUGAUGAUGGAUGAGCUGUUGAUGGCGCCGCCCAUGACAGCGAGCACCAUUCGCGGACUGCUGCCACGUUUUUACAGACGCCGUCUUGAGCCCCUGUUCGAGGAGGAGACCGAAAGCGACGAAGAGAAAACCCAACAGGACAGCGACGAUAUCAAAAAGGGGGAAGCAACGACAAAUGGCCACUACCUAGAGGAUUCGGCUGGAAGUUCAAGCGACGAGGAGCCGGAGGAGCCGGAUCCACACUCGAGCGAGGAGCGCCUGCAGCCGAAUCUGGCCACCACAGCGCUGGGCCCACGGCCGCUGACAACCAGCAGCAGCAGCUCCAGCCGCACCACCACCACCAUCAUGCUGUUACCCACCACGGCCAUUACGACGCCGACCCCCUUGGAGGUUCCAGCACCACCGCUACCGCCAGUGGCCUCAUCCUGCGAGUAUCUACUCGAACAGCGCGCGUCUGCGACUAUGGCGGCAUCAUCCACGACGACGAGCUCAACGAUAACGACAACAGUCGCAAGGACGCCGUCGUCGACGUCGGCGACAGCAACGAUGAUGACGAUGACGACGACGACGACGACGACGACGAGUAUGGGGAUGCGGAUCUCGGGGCCGGCAGCAGCGACGACGGCGAGUCGAGCUCCCUCAUCGACUACUACAACAACCAGCAGCGGGAGCGGCACUAUCAGCUGCGCCACCAGAGCCAACGUCAAGCCACCGAGAUUUAUACCACCACCGCCGCCGCCUCGUCGUCUGCUGCUCACGCAGACAAAUCUAAGCGCUGCACCGGCCAAAACGCAGCCACCUCAAAGAAAAUCUGGCGCUACUGCUGACAGUGGCUGUUCGGCGGCUGCCGCCGGCGCCGCCAGCGCUUCGCCCACAAUCGGUAUCGGGUCAAGGACAACGCCUGCGAGUACCAGAACCUCUGCACCGUCAGUGGGAGCGGCAUCGGGGGCAUCGACGGGACCGUCGGCAGGCCCAAAACGCCCAUCGUCAACGAUAAUCGAGACUUGCCUGCUGGGUACCGCAGUGCCGGCAGACUCAGCCACUUCAUCAGCAACAGCCUCGAGGACAGCAAAGCCGAUGCGGACCAGCACGGCGAGCAGCCCAGCUGCAGCGGUGCCAGCGGCCAAGGAGCCGGCGCCGGCCCCGGUGCCGGCUCUGGCGCCAGCCGUACCGGACGCAGCCGAUACUCGUUCAGUGGCCGCUGCCCCACCGCCGCACGUUGGCUGCGGCUUAAGUCCAAGGCUGGAAAUGCGGUUGGCUCUCAACCACGACAUACUCGGGGACGAGGACUUGAUCUGCUACGAGCCUGGUCCAGAUCUAACAACUAUUCUGGGGCACGACCUCUCCACAUUUCAUCGUCUGACGGGUCGCGAUUUAUUGAGUCGUUCAGCCACGAAUCGGGUGCAGCCAAAAGAGGCUGUCAUAUCGUACUCUCAACAACGCAACUCCAAGAUGGACACGCCGACGGUGAACCGGCGACCACGUCCCGCCGUGGCGACCACGUCCGGCCAGAGGAGUCACAGCAGCAGCAGCCACGGAAGUCCGCGCGCCGCUGGUUCAGCUCGUGCCGGCGUCGCCGGUCCACAACGCCAGCAUCCAAGUCCAAAUACAUGGAGCAGUUCUGCAUCUGUGGGUCGAGCAGAAGGCGCGAGCGGCGUCGGCGUCGACAGCAGCACAAGCUGCAACAGCAGCAGCGGCGCGAACAAAUUAGGCGAUCUGGAAAUCUUAGCGAGACGCGAGAAGAUAUACUGCAUGUCUCAAUCGAAGAGUGGCUAUCGAGUCAAGGCGACAUCCGGGACAACCGCAACGAAAAUGCGAACGACGACGACGACGACGACGAUGGCAACGAGACGCGACUGUUCCUCGACAACGAGCCGAGCAGCAGCAGUAGUCUCUCUGACGAGGACGAUGAGUACUACUUCGAUGGACGCAGUGGCAGCAACAACACAAACACAAACAACAACAACAACAACAAUAGCAACAAGAACAAUGACUGAAGCGUGCCUCGAAACCGAAGUGGGCAAAUCAAACCGUUUAAUCAACUUUAUCAAGCGCCGCAACUCGGAGAUAAUAGCCAGCGGCAGCAGCAGCAACAAUCCCCACAACUCCGACAGCACACUCGGUGGCGACUCCCAGUCGCAGCUGCAGCUGCACGGCAGUCAGCAGCUGCUGAGGCAGGCGCCGGACAAUGCGGACAUGGCACAAAUGUCGCCACGUAAAGAUAACGACAAGCCCUCGCUGAACCGACGCCUGUGGAAGCAAAUCACCAAACGAAGGCGCACCAACUCCGUAUCCCAGAUAGUCGCUGGCUAAGCAAAGAGUCGGCUCACACUAGCACACCCACACCCACACACACACAUAUAUAAACAUUCCUUCUCUUUCACUCCUCUCUCUUUCUCUCUCUCUCUCUCUCUUUCUCUCCAUACACAUAUAUAUAUUUUUCUCUGUCGUUCAUGGUUAGAUAGAGAUACAUGAGCAUCUGCGUUCUGCUGUGUGAUAUUUGCCAGCGAAGUGCUUUCAUUGUGUUGUACGUGUAGAGCAUUUAGUUAAGACUUUAGUUUAGUUAUCCAUAUUGUGCGGGAGCCUAGCCAGUUCCUCGUGAAAAUCGUGCAGCCAGAGGCCGUUCACACAGUCCAGUGGCGUCCAAUCCUGCCGAGCAGUAGCUGCAGCCAGCUAUAGUUUAAGGAGAGUUGAGCUAAUCGCUAUCAACUUUUAACUUUAGUAGAGCUCUUCGUUUUUACGGUGUUUAUUUGCCUUGACUGGCACCAUAAGCCACUAUGUAUUGUAGGAUAUUCCCUUGCUGUCUCUAGAACUGAGCAGUCUCAGGUUUUCUACUGGUAAUCUUAAGUAACCCAGGCAGUUACUGCUGGCAGUUCAAUCUCCAACUCUGUGGACUGUGGAUGGCCUGCAAAUCGAUGAAACUGAAACUGAAUAUUUAGAUAAAUUGAGCAAACUUACAUCAAAAACUGACGACGAUGAUGAUGAUAAUGAUGAUGAUGAUAAUGACAAUGUUAGUUGGAGAAAAACUAUGUAAUAUUUAUGCUAAGUUUUUGAUACUUACAAACUUUGUAGCUAGUAAACCCCAAUGAAACGAUCAAUGACGGUUGCGUCCAAUUGCCUCCAAGUGCAAUGCGACUCCUGCCUCUGCCAAUCAGGCCAAGACCGAAGCCAAAUCUCAAUAUCUCUUAACCUAGAAAUACGAACAGCCAAAGACGAAUGGGACAACGAAUGCAUCGCCUGGAGGCAAGGCUUUACUAAUUGUUAAUGAAUAUACAAAGACAACAGCUUUUAUGGGCGGGUCAAAGGGCACACACAGACACACAUACACACACACACACUCACACUUACACAAUCCAGCCAAAAGUAAGGAUUUAUAGAAAGGAGAAGCAUAUUGAAUAUGCUUCGACUAUUUUUGAGAGAAUGAAGUUGCAAUUGAUAGAAGUCAAAUUAGUUGAGUUUUGCACUGGAUUAGCCAGUGGAAGAGGAGAUUUCGAACUCUGCUUUUUUUUCAUCUCUUAUUUCAUUUAAAUGAAAUUGCCUUAAAUUAUAUAAACUAUUUAACUAUUUAUUGUAUUUGUAGCUUAACAUGUAUACAUCUUAUGGCAUUUUGCAGUUGUCAUUUGUCCAGUAAAGAAAACGUAAAGAAAAAAGAAAAGAAAGUUAUAAAAGGUGCAAGUAAGCGCAUUGCAGUCGGGCAUAACCGACUGCACAAUACACGUUCACAGUGCAAUUUCAGGAAGAAAAAUUAAAUAUUUCUGACUGAGCUAUCAUGGAAAUCAUAGAGCUAGCCAGGUACAGUUAAGUUCCAGCUAAUCGUAGCUCUAGAACUUCCGAUAUACGAGUACAUAUAAGAGAUGGUAUACCCGAGAGGUAUAUUAUAUUAUUCCAAAUUGUAAUUCGUGAACGACUAUUAAGUUAGAGUAAAUCGAACUCGUAUAGUCGCUGUAAAAGCGAAAUUUUAAACUAUUUCCAAAUUUAGUCUCAACUAUUUACAGCAUAUUUACAUGCAUUUUUUUUAGUCAGAUUCACAGUUAGUUUAUGGGUAGGAGCAAUGUGUGCAUAGGUAUGUAUCUACAUAUGUACGUAUGUGCAUUUUGUAGUUUAUUUCACAUUGAAAUUGUUGAACGCAAACAAAUUAUACGAAAUUAAUAAUAAUAGACGAAAAAAAAAAAAAAUAAGGAAUGAGCGAAUGAAAAACCAAAAGACAAAUGAUCAAGUACAUUUAUCAGCUUUAAUAGAAAUUCUAAUUAAAAAAUAAUAAUGAAAAAAACAUU